Sitodiplosis mosellana (orange wheat blossom midge) is the source of this 999-nucleotide messenger RNA. RefSeq lists its product as uncharacterized. The coding region runs from base 463 to 927 and encodes 154 amino acids. Lineage: Eukaryota; Metazoa; Arthropoda; Insecta; Diptera; Cecidomyiidae. The record is from RefSeq and is a predicted model, not a curated record. The transcript has 4 exons.
GAAUCGGUCAGGUGGUUCACGAGAUAUGGGUCAAAAUGUGUGCAUUUCUAACGAAAAAAUGACAAUUUCGGCCCUCUUUUCCGGACAUAAUCUCCUUAAAUUCCCAAAAAUCGGCAAGUCUAGAACCUGAGUAUCGUAGCUGGCAUCUAUACAAACAUUUUAAGUGCUUGGCCAAUCAGAUCUAUGGGCUGGUUUGCUCACAAGUUAAUCGGAUGCAGAAUAAGGGUGCUUCCCGAACAAAAGUUGGCCAAUUGUGUGUGACGGCUUUUUGAGGGUCAAUACACAAUCCAAAAUUUUUUCACCCAUACACUUUUUUUUCUUAGAAUUGGCCAAAUCUUCGGAUCGAAAAAUAAUAACCAUCAGGAAACAAAAAAAAAUUCCAACCGAGCUUCAUAGCCGAAAACACGUAUAUGUAGUAUAUGGGCACUAUUUCCGAAGGCAAAACAAGUAAGAAGAGACAGGAUGGCAAGAACAAAGAGAGGAUCCGGAUUCAAGUCCAAAGCUCGUAAAAUCGAUUAUAGAAACUUUCAAGAUGCGGUUGAACUAUUGACGCACUUGGAAUCCAUGAAGUCGGCCGGUUGGAACAUCAAAUUGUAUGAUUCGGUCACUAAAUCAUCUUCGACGAACAGGAUGCUUUGCCAACUGUUUGGCAUGACACCAAACCAAGAAAAUAAAAGUGCGAUCAAAGAUCUAAUUCGGCAUUUUCGUGCGUCAAGCCAAAUUAUACCGCCUUCGCCGAUGUCUAUUCGUCGAAGAGGCGAAGCUGCUCGGAAAAGAGCACAACAAGCUGCAGAUGCCGCAGCCGAACCUGAAGCUGAGGUAGAGCAACGUCGUUUGGCCGACCAUCCAAUGAUCAUUAAAGCGCAGCAUAAAAGCAUCGCUCCUAUCAGCAAUAGUCCCAAACCAAGUGCGUCGACCAGCCAAUGACCAUUUCAUCUUUUAGCCUCCGAAAUUUUUUCGAAGAAAUUUAUAAAUAAAAUGACCAUUGGGUUUUAGACA